AAAAUUAGACAAAGCACAAACAAAAUUCGACUUUCAUUUUCGAACGUUAUAAUACAGACGAUGUAAAGCUCUGAACUGCAGCCUUUCUAGUCAGAAAAAUACAUGAAUUGCAUGCAAGAGAGGUAGUGUCUAGUUGACUUUAGUUCGAUUUUACUUGUACAGAGCAGCACAAUGGCAGGAAAUACAGCUGCUUGUAGUGACACUUCAGAAGCUAUAGAUUUGUUCAAACCUCAGGGACUUUAUCUAAAACCAAUAGCAAAAAUUAAUGUUUGUGUUCAACUUCCUGCAUUGAAAGAACCAGGAAAGACUAUUUCUAAUUGGGAAGUCAUGGAAAAAAUCAAACACAUGAUUAAACCUCAUGUUUUCUUGUCUCUCAAAAUCGUUAAAAGUACUCUAGAGUUCAUCCGACUAGAAGGUGAAUUGGAGAAUAAAUCUUUGAUAAAAACCUUGAUGCAGAGAUUGGAAGGUAAGACCAUCAAACUCAGUGGGUUUUCAGAAACAUUGAAAGUGAAAGCUGGGGAAGCAAAAAUAUCAUUUCCUCUCAAACAUGACUGGGACUCUUAUUUUAGAGAUGCAAAACACAUGAAUGAAAUGAAGCCAGGUGAAAGACCAGAUACAAUUCACUUUAAAGAUCUGCCGAGUCGAUGGUUUGCAUCCUAUCACAGUAAAACCAAAGACAAGCCAUGUGAAAUGGUUUUACGGAGAGUGUUUGAGGGGUUCGGUGAAAUACGCUGUGUAGACAUUCCAAUGUUGGAUCCAUACAGAAAAGAAAUGGUCCCUGGGAUCCAGACAUUUUCAUUUGGACAAGAUCUGACAUUUGAAUCUUAUGUGCAAUUUAAGGAAUAUAUUGGGUUUAUGAAGGCUAUGGAUGCCUUGAGAGGGAUGAAGUUUCUGUACAUUGGAGAAGAUGAAAAAGCCUACACUGCUAAUGUUAAGGUUGACUUUGAUAAGUCAAAGCAUUUAUCAGAUAAAUGUAUUAAGAAGAGAAGAAUAGAAAGAUGGAAGUUACAGUUACUUGAGAAAGAAAGAGAAGAAAAAGUGAAGAAGGAGAGAGAGGAAACAGAAAGAAAACAAGAGGAAGAAAGGUUGAAAAAAGAAAAUGAAGAGAGAGAAAAAGAAAGGAGAAGAACAGAAAAAAUUGAAAAGAAAGAACAAAGGAGGAAAGAAAGGGAGGAAAAGAGACGAUUGCAAAGAUUAGAAAAAAGAAGACUGGAAGAUGAAAAAAAAUAUCAGAUUAAAUUAGCAUUAGAAGAAAGAAAGUUUUUAAUAGCUCAGAGGAAGUUAGAGUCUAUCAGAUUAUUAACAGAGUUAUUUGAAAGAGUUAAGGAAGAGAAAGUGAAAGAAGACCUGGAAAAGCGUGAAAUAGAACUAGAAGAUGAAAGGAAGAAACAAGUAGAAGCUGAGGCAUUAAGGAAAUCAGAGGAAAAACAGAGAAAAGAAGAACAGAAAAGAAAAAGAAAGAUGGAUUUAGAACAUCAAGAAUAUGAACUCAGACACAAAAUACUCAAAAAUGUUCAAGCGAAAGAAGAGAAAAAAGAGGAAGAAAUAAGAGAACAGUUGAGAAAAAAGUUGGCAAAAAAGAAAGGAAAAGUGAAAUUAAAAAGUGCUAUUGUCCUGAAGAAAUGACUUGCCAUAAACCUCAACAUUGGUGCUGUUAACAAUGUAUUGUCACCAGGUUAAUCAGGUGACAAACAUUUUGAAUGUAUUAUUGACCUUCUGAAGGUUGAAUUAAGUGUAGUAGAGUAACACAAAAAUAGGGAUGUCAUGAAACACUUGUUAUACUAAUCUGUUGUCAUUGGAGGUCCUUUUGAUUCUUAGAAAAGUACUGAUAAAAUAGUUUGUAUAAGCUUGGCACAGAACAUUUAGAAAAGAAAGCGUUAUGACUGUUAGAUGGAAUUGAAAAGUUUAUUAUUGAUCAUACAGGUAUUGUGAUUUGAUCAUUUUCAAUCAAUGUUCUUAAUGUCAAAGUUAUGAAAGGUAGAAUGUUUUAAUGGAAUAUCAUAAGGCAAGGUAAUUGUCUUUUUUUUGUUUGUAUGUGUUUGUUCAUUUGUACAUACUUUAUUCAGUAAACUUACAGGUUUAUUUGUGCAUACAUGUACCUACUGAUCAAAGAGGCUGAUUCAACAUUGAUCAUGUUUUCAGGCUACUUCUUCAAGUUGUGAUAUUAAAAACAGUACAGAGUAAAUUUGUUUCAUUUAUAAAUCUGAGCACAUUUCUGUCUUUCUUUUGUAACAAAUGCAGUUCCAGAUCUCAUUUACUUAUUGCAUUCAAAGCACUUUUAUAGAUAACCCAAAUGAUUCAGACCCGGUUCAUAUUCAAUCUCUGUACUCACAAGGGUCUGAACUCUUCAUACAAUGGAAAUGUGUCAAUAACAUGGAAAAAAUUAAAGUGAUGUAUCUAUCUAUAUAUUCACUGUCAUGACUGUUUUGGAGAUGAACCAGUUCAGUGCUUUGUCAGUUUAUUGUGGUUGCAAAAGAGAGAGGCUGAAAAUACUAAAGGACAACUUACUGUAUCAUUUGUAGCCCUUAUCUAGAUCUUGUACAUUAUUGUAUAUUGUAAUCUUAAGUGUAUCUAAUUGUAAUAUUUUGAUGACAUGGUCAUUUCCAUGGAGUUUCUACUGCAUUGACUUUUUAUUUACUUUUUUGUCUUAGUUGGUUUUGUUCUUUUCAAAUUUACAUUUAUCUCAUAUUUUUUUUUUUUAUUUCGUUUUAAUCAUUCUUUUGUUUUACUCUUUUAAAUGUUACAGUUACCAGAGAAGGGGACCAACAGAUCUUUUGUGUUUGGUGUAUUUAGUGUAAAGAAGCAUCUUAAUCUUACAAAUGCAACAUUCAUGUGAAGUGAUGGGAAAAACAUUUGUAUAAUUUGAAAUCAGUUUUGGGAUUCCCAUUGCUAAAUACCAUUUGCCAUUUGUGUAAAAUUUGAUGGUGUUUGGUAUCAACAACUCCUAAUCUGUAAUCUCCGCUUGAUUUCAGUAAUCUUGAUUAGCUAAUGGCAGUUUAGACCUAUUCUAUUUUUUAUCCGACUUAUAUAAGUUAUGGGGUUUGUCAUAGCAAACUAUGAACUUUAACAUAUAAUUACUAAUAGAGAGAAGAGAAGUAUGAUUAUGCGAUUUCUGCAUUCAGUUUUAUUACUAAAAUUUCUUUUCAGAUUUUUUGGUCAACAAACUUUUACAGUAAACUGUAAUGUACAGUACACAUACAAUUUUUUCAAAGAUGAUUGUAAACUGUGACUUUUAAAAGUAAAUAAUUAGUAUGAUAUACAUACGGAGUUAUUAUUAUUAUUGUGUCUUUCGAACUAGUACUUUUAUGUACACAAAUUGUUUUAUAUUGAACUUUGAAGAAUAAAGCCAUUUUGUUUUGUUUAA
Mytilus californianus (California mussel) is the source of this 3364-nucleotide messenger RNA. RefSeq names its product A-kinase anchor protein 17A-like. The transcript is spliced from 5 exons. The record is from RefSeq and is a predicted model, not a curated record. Bases 172 to 1626 code for a protein of 484 amino acids. NCBI's taxonomy places the organism in Eukaryota, Metazoa, Mollusca, Bivalvia, Mytilida, Mytilidae.